Molecule: messenger RNA, 2565 nt
Organism: Rubroshorea leprosula
Lineage: Eukaryota; Viridiplantae; Streptophyta; Magnoliopsida; Malvales; Dipterocarpaceae
Source: the annotation of a GenBank genome assembly
CCCGAGAAAUUUGCUCUGCGAGGACCAAAUCAGAAAAAACCAAAGACAAAAUCCCUUUUCCUGUUUCUGUUUCUGCACAAAUAUCCAUUUAAAUCCAGGUAUUAGUGUAUGGAUUCCAAGUCUGUUGUGGAUAUGAUAGAGGCCUCCUCAGGGGUCCAUUUCUCUGGGUUCCAUAUGGAUCCUUUGGAGUCGACAAUUAUUGAGAAAUCCACAACCUCACCCUCAACUGACAAUAUGCACAAACAACCUUUUGUUAUUGGGGUUGCUGGUGGAGCUGCAUCUGGUAAGACUGCAGUCUGUGAUAUGAUUAUUCAACAACUUCAUGAUCAGCGUGUUGUACUUGUUAAUCAGGAUUCAUUCUAUAACAACCUCACUGAAGAGGAGCUUGCAAGAGUUCAUGAAUACAACUUUGACCAUCCAGAUGCAUUUGACACUGAGAAAUUAUUAGAUUCAAUGGAUAAGUUGAGACAUGGCCAAGCAGUAGAUGUUCCAAAGUAUGACUUCAAGAGUUACAAAAGCAAUCUGUUUCCAGCAAGAAGGGUCAAUCCAUCAGAUGUCAUAAUUUUAGAAGGCAUACUUAUUUUUCAUGAUCCUCGUGUCCGGGAGCUGAUGAACAUGAAGAUAUUUGUUGAUACAGAUGCUGAUGUACGAUUGGCAAGGAGGAUAAGGCGUGAUACGGUUGAGAAGGGAAGAGAUAUUGCCACAGUGCUUGAUCAGUACUCAAAAUUUGUAAAGCCUGCUUUUGAUGAUUUUAUUCUUCCAACAAAGAAGUAUGCUGAUAUUAUUAUUCCACGAGGAGGAGAUAAUCACGUGGCCAUUGAUUUGAUUGUGCAACAUAUUCGCACCAAGCUUGGUCAGCAUGAUCUCUGUAAAAUCUACUCAAAUCUAUAUGUCAUUCAAUCAACUUUUCAGAUUCGAGGUAUGCAUACCCUCAUACGUGACUCUCAAACAACAAAACAUGACUUUGUUUUUUAUGCUGAUCGGUUGAUUCGUUUGGUUGUUGAACAUGGCCUAGGACACCUGCCAUUUACAGAAAAACAGGUGAUCACUCCAACUGGGUCUGUUUAUACUGGUGUGGAUUUUUGUAAAAGGUUGUGUGGUGUGUCUGUUAUUAGGAGUGGUGAGAGCAUGGAGAAUGCUUUGCGAGCAUGUUGCAAGGGUAUCAAGAUAGGGAAGAUUCUGAUUCAUAGGGAAGGUGACAAUGGUCAGCAGGUUUGGAAAUUGAAUGGCUUCUCUAUUGUGUGUGUGUGUAUGCAAGAGUGAUUUUCUCCUAAUUGUUGACUGCUCCAUGCUUCAAUGAUUAACCAGCUUAUCUAUGAAAAAUUGCCACUAGACAUAUCAGAACGGAAUGUAUUGCUACUGGAUCCCAUUCUAGGAACAGGUUUGUCUGUUUAUUAUGGUUGAUAGUGCUCUUUUGUCAAGCUUGUAUGCUUUUGAGUUUUUCAUUUUUCCUGGCCUUUUUAAUUCUCAUCUGGUUUGCAUGCCUACCUGUUUUUGUGCCAUCUAUCCAGUCGGUAUUCAUCCACCCCUAGAAAAUUAUCUGGUAUUUUUUCCACCUAAGAAGGGACCUAUAGCUCAUUCUGUGAACUAAUCUAAAAUCUCUUAUCUCAUGAGGGCUGCUCUUAUUUUUCUUGGCUUGUAUGCUAAUUCUAGUCAUACACACUAGAAGUAGUUCUGCACAGAUAUUCCAUUAUUACUUAAUAUCGGAAGAAUCUAAUUAAUUGAUUGAUAAUUACUCUUCUCGUUUAUAAAGUUUAACAUAUCAGGCUUCUAUACAGGCAAUUCAGCUGUUCAAGCUAUAAAUUUACUUAUAAGCAAAGGUGUUCCAGAGUCCAACAUCAUUUUUCUCAAUCUCAUUUCCGCACCCCAGGGUGUGCAUGUGGUGUGCAAAAGCUUCCCAAGAAUAAAGAUAGUGACAUCUGAGAUUGAUAUCGGACUAAAUGAAGAUUUUCGUGUUAUUCCUGGCAUGGGAGAGUUUGGAGACCGAUAUUUUGGUACAGAUGAUGAUUACCAGCAAGUCACUCUGAAAUAGUUCAGUUAACAAUGCCAAAUACUUCUACCUCAAGUCUUCUUGGAUAUUAUGAUGCAGAUUUCUGGGAACCAGCUGAAUUUUCUUGGGUUGUGUUGGUCAUUGCAAUACGAGUUUUAGAAACAAUUUUGACUUGAUUAGACAUAAAAUUCCGAAUGUUUUGUUUUUCAUAUUUUUUAAGAGGAAACUCGAGUUACACUAGGGAUGGGGAUGCCAUUGAUGCAUCUCCAUCUUGUCAUCAUAAACAUCAAGAAAACAGCAAGCCAAAAAAUCCCCCACUGAAGAAAAAGCUUGCUGUAAUUUCUUUGUAUGGUUUUCACAAGGGAUGAUUAACUACUGUCCCAAAACUUCAUAAUGGCCAUUACCCGUCUCCACAUGAUAUAUGUAUUUGUAAAACCUUACAGUUUGCUUAUUAUAUUGGCUGAAAAAGAGAAACUAGUGGCAGCCAGAAAAUAAGCUGCCCCUGAAGAACAGGAUGAGACUUGAGUCUUUCCAUACGAUAUUGAGUUGAGUUGGGAUAAAACGGGGAUUUAAGA